UCUCCCAAUCUCUCUCUCUCUCUCCGUCUCAGUACUGUCUUCUCCGAAUCUCUUUCUUUUCCGAUUUAGCAGAGGUUUAAGUAAUUGGAUCUGAGGGUGAGGAUGCAUCGGCUUUCUCGUCGGCCUUGGAGUUGGAAUCUACAUGGCUUCGAAUCUGAAGAGCUGACUUUGUUACAACAUGUUUUGUUUCAAAAGAAGAAUCAAGAACAGUCAGAUAUCUCUACCCAACCAGUAGACUCAUACUUUAAAUUUAGUAAUCUAACCUUCUCUGGACCACGGUACAAUGUUUCUGAUGCAAGGAUUAGUUCAAGUAAGCAUUUUGGGGAAGGUUUUGAUUCGAUUCUCAGGAAUAUUGAGGUCCCUAAUGACUGUGUUGAAACUAUUAGAGAUGUGCUUAUGAAACACAGUUGGAUACAGAAACAUGAGAGUGGGUUUAGUAGUGAACUUGAUCAGUACAGUGUCAUUAGGAUUUUGGAUGAUUUGUUUGAGGAGACUUUGGAUGCGUCUAUUGCUUUAUACUUCUUUAGGUGGUCGGAGUUGUGGAUUGGCGUUGAGCACUCGAGCAGGUCUAUCAGCCGAAUGAUUCAUAUUUUGGUUUCUGGAAAUAUGAAUUAUAGAGCUGUAGAUAUGCUUCUCUGUCUGGUGAAGAAAUGUAGUGGAGAAGAGAGCUCCUUGUGUUUGGUUAUGAAUGAUCUAUUUGAAACUCGUAUUGAUCGUCGGGUUUUAGAGACUGUGUUUUGCAUACUGAUUGAUUGUUGCGUUAAAGAGAGAAAAACUGAUAUGGCCCUGAAACUAACUUACAAAAUGGACCAGUUUGGCAUCUUUCCUUCACCAGGGGUUUGUGUUUCGUUGCUUGAGGAUAUUCUGCGAGUUCAUGGCUUGGAGUUAGCUCGGGAAUUUGUUGAGCUCAUGCUUAGUCGAGGGAGGCAUCUAAAUGCUUCUGUGCUUAGCCUAUUCGUAAGCAAAUACUGCUCUGAUGGCUAUUUUGAUAAAGGUUGGGAAUUACUCAUGGGGAUGAACUACUAUGGCAUCAGACCCGAUAUUGUGGCAUUUACAGUUUUAGCUAAUAAAUUAUGUAAGGCAGGGUUUCUAAAGGAAGCAACUGCAAUAUUGUUUAAACUCAAACACUUUGGUAUCUCUCUGGAUUCUGUAUCCGUCAGUUCUGUUAUCGAUGGGUUCUGUAAGGUAGGAAAACCAGAGGAAGCCAUUAAGGUCAUCCAUUAUUUUCAUCUUAGACCAAACAUUUAUGUGUACAGUAGCUUUCUGUCAAAUAUAUGUACCACAGGAGACAUGAUUAGAGCAUCUACCAUAUUUCAGGAGAUUUUCGAGUUGGGACUCCUUCCUGAUUGUGUUUGUUAUACAAAUAUGAUUGAUGGGUAUUGUAAUCUAGGUAGAACAGAUAAAGCUUUUCAGUAUUUCGGGGGGCUGUUGAAAAGUGGGAACCCGCCAUCCUUAAAAACAUAUACACUACUUAUUGGUGUUUGCAGCAAAUUUGGAAGCAUAGUUGAUGCAGAGUCUGUGUUUUGGAAUAUGAAAAUUGAGGGUUUAGGACCGGAUGUUGUAACGUAUAACAAUCUGAUGUAUGGGUAUGGGAAGACACAUCAGCUGAAUAAAGUUUUUGAGCUUAUUGAUGGAAUGAGAUCUGCUGGUAUUUCUCCAGAUGUUGCAACCUACAAUAUUUUGAUACAUAGCAUGGUAAUUAGAGGAUAUGUAGAUGAAGCAAAUGAAAUUAUCAAUGAGCUUAUCCGACGGGGCUUCGUUCCUAGUGCAUUUGCAUUCACUGAUGUGAUUGAUGGGUUCUCAAAGAGGAGGGAUUUUCAGGAAGCAUUUCUUUUGUGGUUCUACAUGGCUGAUCUUAGAGUGCAACCUGAUGUUGUAACAUGCAGUGCAUUACUUCAUAGCUAUUGCAGAGCGCAGAGAAUGGAGAAAGCUAUUGUUUUGUUUGAUAAGUUGCUUGAUGCCGGGCUAAAGCCAGAUGUGAUUUUGUAUAAUACGCUCAUCCAUGGAUAUUGCACUGUAGGAGAUAUUGAGAAAGCAUGUGAGUUAAUUGGUUUGAUGGUUCAAAGGGGAAUGCUUCCAAAUGAGAGUACCCAUCGUGCACUAGUUGUGGGGCUUGAAGGAAAGAGAUUUAUGAACUCUGAAAAGCAUGCAUCCAUGCUACUUGAAGAAAUUGUUUUUGCAAAGGGCGUCUGAUAUCGGGAGGAUAAUAACAUAUCACAUUCUGCAGCAUCUAACUCUCUGACUUCUACUUUCUCCUUUUAAUAUGCAAACACAAUCUGAAACCUUGGAAGCUCAACGACCAGUUUGAGAAAAUAGAAUCAGUGAGGUUCUUGGAGCAGAAAAAAGAGGAAGCUAGAGUUGAUGAUAGCGCUAUAGAUACAAAAAGGAAAGCAGCUUACUAGAAUGGAAUCGAACCCACAUUGUAAAUAACACGAGUUCACAGUUUCAAUUAUCAAAUUUGCUUCAGUUACAAAUUCAUUUCCUGGUUGUGUCUCAGUUCCAGAAAAUGACUGAAAUAAAUGAGAUUGGCGAGAUCCAUCGAGACAGAUCACAUUGCACAUAGCUCUGAUGCUGGGGAGUCUGAGACAGAUACAGACAGUAGCAGCAGCCCUUUCAGGCAGUGUAAGCAUUGUGAUAAGCCAGGAACUGUUAAAAAGAUGUCCAUUCUGUUUGAAACCAAGAUUUAAGAGGAGAAUUUCCCGGGAACUGAAAUGGAGAGUUACAGUACCAUUGUAAUAGGAAUCCAGAUAGGAAAAGAGUUUCAAGCAGAUGCUCCAGACUGGUCAGGUCCAACAAUGAGUGAUACUUUUUUUCUUGGUAAACCCUUGGAGAUUGAUGAGUCAGAAUACAUUCAUGAUCUCAAGAAGGCCAAGAAUAGUAAGAAACAAUGGUCUGCAGUCAAUUGGCUUCAGUGCAGGGAGGAAGAUACUAAUGGAGAUAUCUGCGGAAAAUGUCGUAGGAACUAGAGACAAGUGAGAUCCUUAAACAACUCAAGUACAUCAAGAUGGUUAAAACUUUUUAAGUUUUUAACUAAUCAUCAUCGCCAGUGAUCUCCACGACUCUGACGUUACGAUUCUCCUCAAUCUCCGGCAACUGUGGUG
This is a messenger RNA of Capsella rubella, 3101 nucleotides long. Its product is annotated as pentatricopeptide repeat-containing protein At2g19280. The coding region runs from base 103 to 2193 and encodes 696 amino acids. NCBI's taxonomy places the organism in Eukaryota, Viridiplantae, Streptophyta, Magnoliopsida, Brassicales, Brassicaceae. The transcript is spliced from 8 exons. The record is from RefSeq and is a predicted model, not a curated record. Gene Ontology annotation, molecular function: protein binding.